Daktulosphaira vitifoliae (grape phylloxera) is the source of this 1869-nucleotide messenger RNA. It is a transcript of the gene Cdc45, whose product is annotated as cell division control protein 45 homolog. NCBI's taxonomy places the organism in Eukaryota, Metazoa, Arthropoda, Insecta, Hemiptera, Phylloxeridae. Gene Ontology annotation, biological process: double-strand break repair via break-induced replication; mitotic DNA replication preinitiation complex assembly; DNA replication initiation. Gene Ontology annotation, molecular function: single-stranded DNA binding; DNA replication origin binding; chromatin binding. The transcript has 13 exons. The record is from RefSeq and is a predicted model, not a curated record. The coding region runs from base 123 to 1865 and encodes 580 amino acids. Gene Ontology annotation, cellular component: DNA replication preinitiation complex.
AGAUUAGAUAGCACAAUUAGAACUGUAUUAUUAUUCAUGUAGUAAAUUGGUUUCAAUAUAAGUAUUGAAUUAUAUUUUAAAUUCAAUAUGAAAAUCUAUGUUCCUUAAGAUUGCAAUUCAUAAUGUUUGUCGAGGAUUUAGUCAAAGGGUUCUACGAUGUUAUUUUGAAAACUAAAAUAUUAAUUUUGGCCAAUUAUGAUGUUGAUGCUAUUUGUGCUGUAAAAAUCCUUCAAAGUAUUUUACGGUUUGAUAAUAUAAUUUAUGUACUUGUUCCUGUAAAAACAUUGACAGAAUUAAAAAAAGCCUAUGAUGAACAGAAAAUUGAUGUAAAACAUGUAGUAUUAAUAAAUUGUGGAGGAACAAUAGAUAUAAUUGAAGAAUUAGAACCUGAUGAAGAUGUAAUUUUUUUUAUAAUUGACAGUCAUAAACCCACAGAUGUAUGCAAUAUCUAUAGUAGUUCACAAGUUAGAAUUCUUGCUCCCCCAGAAGAUGACGAAUCAAUUCCAGAUUUUGAAGACAUCUUUAAUGAAAAUGAAUCUUCAGAUGAUGAGAGUGAUUUUAAUGAUAUUGAUGAUGAUAACAAUGAUACUGUAGAAGAACAACAAAAUAAAAGAAGAAAAUUAGACCAAAAUGCAUUAAUAAAAAGAAGUAAUAGAAGAAAAUGGGAGGAAAAUAGGAAAAAGUUAUUAUUUGAUUAUACUCAGUUCACAUAUUAUGGACGUUCGAGUGCCAUAUUAAUGUUUGACUUAUCAUGGAAAUUGCAUCGAGAAUCAAUUGAUUUAUUGUGGUGGGGUAUUGUUGGAGUAACUGAGCAGUAUAUAUUAGGUAAAACUGAACGCAUGCGCUAUUUAAAAGAAGUUGAAUUGAUUGCAGGUCAUAUAGGACGAAUUUGUGAGUCUUCAAUAAAUAAUGAUGAUGUAGAAAAUAUGUCACAAACAUUAUCCAAACCUUCAAAUACUUCUAUACAACUUCGAAUUGAAUCUGAAAAAGAUUUAUUAUUAGCAUUAUACAGACAUUGGACUAUUGAGUCUAGUCUUCGAUAUUCUAUGUUCACAGCAGUUUCUUUAAAACUCUGGACUAUAAAAGGAGAAAAGAGGUUGAAACAAAUUUUAGCAGAAAUGGGAUUGCCUUUGGCUGAAAGUCGACAAAUGUAUCACUCAAUGGAUUUAAGUUUACGUAAGCAAUUUUAUGGUAUGAUGGAAAAAAUAUCCAAUGCUCAUAAUUUACUUCAAAUGACAUAUCCAUCAUUUAUGCUACAUCAAGGGUUUAAAACCAGAUAUCAAUGUGCUGAUUAUGUUUACUCCAUGGUAGCAACAUUAGAAAGUAAUUCACGUGACAAAACGCCCACAGAGUGUUUUUAUAAUGCAAUGGAUUCAUUAUCAAGAUCUAAAAAAGAUUUGCUAGAUCAAGGUAUUGAAAAAGCAAAAUGGAUACUUACUAAUAUGUUUAGACACGUUCAGGCUGCAUUAGAUAUGAAACAAGUUAUUUCAGCUGGACCAUUUUACUAUUUAAUUGUUCAAGAAGGUACAUUACACUCUUACCAUUAUUCUAAUCCACAUUGCUUGAUAAUGUUGGCUUCUUUUGCUCUAAGAGCUCAAGUUGCAUCAACUCGAAAAGCAAAAGCCACACGUUUGCCUUUAAUAGCUUCAGCUUCACUUGAUCCUGAACAAGAAACUUGCCUGGUAAUUGGAAUUCCACCUAUUACUGAAACAAUGCCUCGAAGUUUUUUUGGAAAAGCUUUUGAGCAAGUAGCCAAUAAGACAAGCAUUGAUAUUUCAAUGGAUUACUUUGAUUCGUCAAUUGUAAAAAUGCAAAUCAAAGAUCGACCAAGGUUUUUUGAUGCAUUGACAGCAUUGCUUAGUUGAUGAG